Molecule: messenger RNA, 2316 nt
Organism: Macadamia integrifolia
Lineage: Eukaryota; Viridiplantae; Streptophyta; Magnoliopsida; Proteales; Proteaceae
Exons: 7
Coding region: 593-2239 (548 amino acids)
Source: RefSeq, a predicted model, not a curated record
AGAGUUACAAUGGCAGGCUUCUCUGUUUUCUGAAUUUGAAUUUUUUCGCUCUCCGUUCGAUCUCGUUUCAUAAAAAUGGAUUUCUACCCUGCGUAUCCAUCUAUGAGAAUUCCAUGUCGAACUUGGAGCAAUAAAUGGCUCUCCAAGCUUUUGCUAUCUUGACGACUGAGCUCCAAAUCCAGUUGACGGUGCCAUGGGCAUCUUCUUCCUCUGAAAUGUCCCCUCUCCCCUGCCAAAGAAUCAGAAGGAGAAGCUUUCGUGAAAAAGGGAAGGAUUCUGAGCAGAAAUUUGGUUUCCUUUUUCGAUUUCGAUCACAUCCAGCUUGCAUUUUCACUGUAGAUUUGAAGAAGUCAAAUUUCGUUAAAAAAUUCUGAGGCCGAAAUUGCUGGAGUAUCUAAUCCUCUCUUAGUCUAUGGUUUAUCCCGCUUGUCUUGGGGACUGAUUAAUUUUUAGAACGUUCUUGGUGGCUGUAUGAUGAGAAGGAAAGCAUUUGAACCGUACUGAUAUAACUAAGCUAGAAUUUUUUAAGAGUGACAGAGCUGCUUCCUUCCCAAAGUCAAGGGUUGUUCUAAUUCCCAAUUCCAAUUCCACCAUGGACUGUCAGAACCCUAAGAAAGACCAAAUAAGGGCUCUAUCUGUUUCAGAGCACAGUAGUCCUUCCAUUGCUGGCCUUCAAAUUAAAGAAUUUAGGUCCUCUGAUUUUGAUGAAGAUAAUCCUUCUAUCUCCUCUGUUGUGUUUUUGGGUGGUGAAGGUGGAAAAGUCUUACCCAUUGAAUUAGAGAUCGAAGAAGAAAGAAAUUCAAGAUGCAAGCGACUGAAAUUGAUGGCCCCAGAUCAACAAUGUGUUUAUCUGAGUGCUCCAGAGAACUCAAGUCCAUUGGGAUUGACUUUGAGGAAAACCCCAUCUUUUUUGGAUCUCAUAGAAUCCAAACUGUCCAAUUCAAAUCUUCCUUGUCCAGAAUUCAGGAAAGAGGAGAGUGCAGAUGCUGAUGCUGAUGCCCAAGCUCAACACAUAAAUGGGAAGUUGAAAGCUUCUAAUUUCUCUGCAUCUCUCCUGCGAAUCGGCUCAUGGGUGAGAACCUCAAGAUAUGAAGGGGAGUUGAUAGUGAAGUUUUACUAUGCAAAGAGGAAACUUGUGUGGGAGGUCCUAGAUGGUGGGUUGAAGAGCAAAAUAGAAGUGCCAUGGUCUGAUAUAUCUUCCCUCAAAGCAUCUUGCACUACCAUACCCCAGAUCCUUGAAAUUGAGUUGAUGAGGCCACCCCAUUUCUUUCGGGAGAAAAAUCCACAGCCUAGAAAGCAUACUCAAUGGAAAGUAACUGCAGAUUUUACUGGUGGACAGGCAUCGACUUUCCGGAGACAUUUCUUGCAAGUCCCUCAAGGAACACUGCAGAAGCACUAUGAGAAGCUUUUACAGUUGGACAACAGACUGUUUUCUCUUAGCAAGAAACCUAAUCCAUCCUCGGAUUCCCAAUUCUUUGGGACAGAGAAUCUAGAAUACCAUCAUCCAGACAACCACUCGCUCUUUUGGGUUGAGGAACAGUGUUCAGAUCUGCCAAAGCAACUUCUUGAGUCGGUGAUUAGUGAUGACAGUUCGGAUAAGUUCCGUUGCUUCACACUCUCAAAGGCAACAUUACACUCGAAAUAUAGUAAUAUUGACAAUGUUGCUGCUGCUUCUGAAACAGGUUCAGCUAGAUCAGCUGGGGACAGUUGUGUAGAUCAUAUGACUCCAGUUUCAAUUGGCAACUUGAUUCCUAGUUUGUUAGUGUCAUUGCCACCAACCUUAACUAAUUUUGGCAUGCCAAGCUUGAGCCAAUGCCAGCAGUAUAAGGAGAAAGCAGAAGAUGAAGUGGCAACAACAGGAUUAUUGAGUUACAAUUUUGGAAGUUCAGGUCUACACAGAGGUAAACUUAAUCCAGUACUCAACAUUGGCUCCACAGUUGACUUGAACUCAGGUUGCUGGAUUUCUGAGAUCCAAACCAACAGAAGUCCAUUUGGUUUGCCCCAAGAUAUAGGUCAUACAAGUAAGAUAGACAUGAGCUUUACUGGUGGAUUAUUUUGUUCUGCCCAGGGGGUUUGUAAUGUAGAAAGAGAAAUUCCCAGCAACUGUCCUGAAUUAUUGGUUGGUAUUUCCACAGCCAAACAGUAUCCUGUUUUUGGAGGAGAGGAUCAGGAAGCACUGGAUGAUAUCGGGGAGGUGAUUGGGUGGGAACCAUGGACACAGACAAGUAGAUUUUGUUAAUGAUUCUGCAAGCAUUGCAGAUUGUUAUCUUUUUUUUUUUUUUCUCUCUUUUUUCUUUCUUUCUUUCUUUCUUUCUU